AACUGGUUCCGUAUGUUGUUUUCUUGUGGUUCUCGCAUGCUACUGCUGAGAGUGACCAGCAACAGCGAGUCCGUCGUCUCUGGCUAGCUCGCUAGCUCUGUUGGCCAUGGCGAGCGCCAAGACGAAGCUGCAGCUGCAGCUGCAGGAGAGGGUCCCGCUCCCCCGCACGGCGUGGAAGCUGGCCGACCUCGCCGUUCUCUUCCUGCUCCUGGCCCUCCUCGCUCACCGUGUGUCCUCGCUGAUGGUGGCCGUCGGCGGCGGCGGCGGCGCGGCGUGGUGCUGUGUCGCCGCGCUCAUCUGCGAGGCGUGGUUCACGGUGGUGUGGCUCCUCAACAUGAACGCCAAAUGGAACCCGGUCCGCUUCGACACGCACCCUGAACGCCUCGCCGAACGGAUGAGCGACGGCGAGCUUCCGGCGGUGGACAUGUUCGUGACGACGGCGGACCCGAAGCUGGAGCCGCCGCUGGUGACGGUGAACACGGUGCUGUCGCUGCUAGCGCUGGACUACCCCGCAGGCAAGCUGUCCUGCUACGUCUCCGACGACGGGUGCUCGGCGGCGACCUGCUACGCGCUGCGCGAGGCCGCCGAGUUCGCCAAGCUCUGGGUGCCCUUCUGCAUGAAGCACGGCGUCAAGGUCAGGGCCCCCUUCGUCUACUUCUCCGAGCGUGGCGGGGCCGCAGCCGACGACGACGACGCUGAGUUCUUGCGCGCUUGGACGUCCAUGAAGAACGAGUACGAGGAGUUGGUCCGCCGGAUCGAGAACGCCGAGGAGUCUCUAGUCCGGCGCGGCGACGGCGAGUUCGCUGAGUUCGUGGGUGCUGACCGCAGGAAUCACCCGACCAUAAUCAAGGUCCUGAUGUGGGACAACAGCAGCAACGACGACAGCAAGAAUGCUGCAGGCGAUGGAAUAAUCCCAAGCCUCAUAUACGUCUCGCGGGAGAAGAGACCCACACAGCACCACUACUUCAAGGCCGGUGCCAUGAACGUCCUGACGAGGGUGUCCGGCGUGGUGACCAACGCGCCCAUCAUGCUGAACGUGGACUGCGACAUGUUCGCCAACAACCCGCAGGUGGCACUCCACGCCAUGUGCCUCCUCCUGGGCUUCGACGACGAGCUCCACAGCGGCUUCGUUCAGGCGCCGCAGAAGUUCUACGGCGGCCUCAAGGACGAUCCUUUCGGCAACCAGAUGCAGGUCAUAUACGAGAAAGUUGGAUUUGGAGUUGCCGGACUUCAAGGCAUAUUUUACGGCGGGACAGGUUGCUUUCACCGUAGGAAAGUCAUCUACGGCGUGCCACCAGACUCCACCACCACCAUCGGCAUCAAAGAUUCACCAUCUUACAAGGAGCUGCAUAAGAAGUUUGGCAGCUCGAAAGAACUGAUCGAGUCGGCGAGGAGCAUCAUUUCAGGGGACAUGUUCAGAACACCAACUGAGGUUGUGGCAGACCUAACGAGUCUCAUCGAAGCAGCCAAACAAGUCUCCGCCUGCAGCUACGAGACCGGCACGAGCUGGGGUCAGGAGGUCGGCUGGGUCUACGGGUCCAUGACCGAGGACGUCCUGACGGGGCAACGCAUCCACGCCGCCGGCUGGAGGACGGCGUUGUUGAACCCCGACCCGCCGGCGUUCCUCGGCGGCGCGCCCACCGGCGGACCCGGCAGCCUCACCCAGUACAAGAGGUGGGCGACGGGCCUGCUGGAGAUACUCCUCAGCCGCCAUAACCCGUUCCUUCUCGCCGCGUUCAAGCGCCUCGAUCUCCGGCAGUGCGUCGCCUACCUAGUCAUCGACGUGUGGGCCAUUAGGGCACCCUUUGAGCUGUGCUACGCGUUGCUCGGACCUUACUGCGUCAUCGCAAACCACUCCUUCCUGCCAAAGGCGUCAGAACCGGGUUUCGUCAUCCUGCUGGCCCUGUUCCUAGGUUACAACGUGUACAACCUGGGCGAGUACAAGGACUGCCGGCUCUCGGUGCGCGCCUGGUGGAACAACCACCGGAUGCAGCGGAUCGUGUCGUCCUCCGCCUGGCUGCUCGCGUUCCUCACCGUCGUCCUCAAGACGCUCGGCCUCUCGGAGACGGUGUUCGAGGUGACGCGCAAGGAGCAGCAGAGCACGUCUGAUGGUGGUGCGGACGCCGUCGCCGACCCGGGGCGGUUCACCUUUGACUCGUCGCCGGUGUUCAUCCCGCCGACAGCGCUCACGAUGCUGAGCAUCGUCGCCGUCGUCUUUGGGGCGUGGAGGCUGGUCGCCGGUGAGGGGGAAGGCGUGCCCAGUCCCAGUGGCCCGGGCGUCGGGGAGUUCGUGUGCUGCGGUUGGCUGGUGCUCUGCUUCUGGCCGUUCGUGAGGGGGCUCGUCAGCAAGGGAAGCUACGGCAUCCCCUGGAACGUCAGGCUCAAGGCUGCCCUGCUUGUAGCCGCGUUCGUGCACUUGUCCACAUGGAAGUAACUUUCGCUGGUGUCAGAAUAUGCAAUGGUUGAUGUGACGACGGGAAUCAAUCAUCUGGGAAACAUGUCCAUACUUAAUAAUCUCAUUAGAUCCUUAAUUAUAUUGUCAUCAACGCAUCAACACCCACUUAGGGGCUUAGAUGAUGAACUUUCAAGACGACUAGCAUCUGGCUGGCCUUAUUCCUGCACUGAACUUUCGUUACCAGUCUGAGUCUGUAAAACCUGAUAUUUUGCGAGACAAAUCUUUUAAACCUAAUUAGUGUA
Molecule: messenger RNA, 2697 nt
Organism: Sorghum bicolor (sorghum)
Lineage: Eukaryota; Viridiplantae; Streptophyta; Magnoliopsida; Poales; Poaceae
Product: cellulose synthase-like protein H1
Exons: 8
Coding region: 107-2434 (775 amino acids)
Biological process (GO): cellulose biosynthetic process; plant-type primary cell wall biogenesis
Cellular component (GO): trans-Golgi network; plasma membrane
Molecular function (GO): cellulose synthase (UDP-forming) activity; mannan synthase activity
Source: RefSeq, a predicted model, not a curated record